Apaloderma vittatum (bar-tailed trogon) is the source of this 843-nucleotide messenger RNA. Its product is annotated as MARVEL domain-containing protein 3-like. The coding region runs from base 1 to 843 and encodes 280 amino acids. Gene Ontology annotation, cellular component: membrane. NCBI's taxonomy places the organism in Eukaryota, Metazoa, Chordata, Aves, Trogoniformes, Trogonidae. The record is from RefSeq and is a predicted model, not a curated record. The transcript has 2 exons.
AUGGGGUCAUCCUUCUGCGGUGCCUGGAUGAAAAUGACACUUCGCAGCUUCCGACCCGUGAGACUCAAGCACACGGUUGUGUUACUGGGUACCACACAGGCAGCUGUGGUGGAGUUUUAUGAGGCGGAGCGCGCAGGCAUUUUGAAGUUCGUGGAAAUCACGGUGAACCUGCUGGUGCUGAUUUGCGUGGCCGCUGCCCAAGCCUCUGUUGCGGGCUUCACGUCCCUCGGCGGCUUCGGCAUCGGGUCCUUUAGCCUGAACUCGGCCUAUAGCCCCUUCGAGGGCACGGAGCUGCAGGAGGUGAGGGAGCUGGACAUGCAGUUCACCCAGAUGAGAGCCCCUUGCGUGUAUGGCGGGGUAGCCUUCAGCUUAACAGCAGCGGUGCUCACCCUGGUCUUCCUCGUCGUGGGGGCAAAGCCCAUCCAGCAGCUCAGGGUCGGGCUGCUGGCAGGAGAGUGUGCCUUCAGCGUGCUGGCCGGCAUGGCGUACGUUGUGGCUGUUGGCCUCUACCUGCAUUUUGUCAGCCAGGUGAACUCCACAGACGUUUGUAAGAGGCGCGAGAGGCUGUACGCGCGCCGUGGUUACACCUCCAUGAACUGCGUGGUCCAGGGCGGCGAUGCAGCCGUCGGCCUUUUUGGCGUCGCUGCUGCCUGUUUGUACUUUGCCAGUUUUGUGGUCUGUGUUCUCGCUAUCCGAACCGUCCGGGACUUCCAGAAACAGAUGGCCAAGAUUCAGCACAGUCCCAAAAGCAGCGUUGGAAGCAGAAGUGACAGAAACCACCGUGUCAUCCACAGGACCUCUGAAAGUUCCCACAACAUCCCGGCUCUUGCCACGUUAGUGUGA